AACUCGUGGGUUCCUGACAAUGAACACAUGAAAAUGCUAAAGCUAAAUGGAUAGCAAUCAAAUUCUGUUCUAAGAUCUAUAGUACACAAAAAGAAUGCACAAUAUAUUCUCCUUUUGCACCCAAUUUCCACACUGAUCUAUCCGGUUCCUCAGCUAAGGGACAUCAGAUUCUUGCUGAAGCUGGUGCUGCAUCCACAUACCCAGAAGCUCUCUACAAAAUUCUCAUAAACCCUACAUACCCCAUCCUUCAUUAAACACAUGUGCCAGUCACAUUCUUACCAAAUGCUGGGUAAUAAAAUCAAAGGAAUUUGAAAGCUACAUUUUGUGUUCCCUUCCACUCCUCCCAGGAACAAGUGGAGUUAUCAUCCUCCACUUUCUUGUGACAGAAUGCAAACAACAGUGGCUUAUUCUGCAUUAAACUCUGCUAGAAAUGCAACUCACGUGAUCUAGCUUCCACCUGAGAAAGAGUGCCCCCUUGUAAAUACUGCUGACUAGCUAACCAAAUGGCAUGACAACGUUGUCCUGAAGUUGUUAACUUCUUGAGAACUUCCCUUGGAAUCCUAAAGAAGUACAACAUGUAGGAAGGCGAUGCUGCUUAAACAAGAAUUAUUGGGAGUAAACCCUUCCGCAUAAGAUAAUAUUUUAUCUUGCCACCUAGCCAACUCCAUUCUACUUUUUCCUCUGUAGUCUUCCACAAAAUGGAAAAUCUCUCAUCUCUCAACCUCAUUCCUAAGCAAUAGAGCUCUUUUCAAACCUCAAAGAUGUUUAAGCGUAGGAUAAGCUUCAAAUUUCUUGCCUGCUGUAAAUUUUCUACAAAAAGAAUGGUGUCGUCUGCAUCUUUGAGAAUAGACACAUCACGCAACCGUCUUCCUUGAAAUGAGAAACAAUAUCCCUUAUUAAUCCUUUCUGCACUCUUUUUAUUGACCAAAAUGGCCACACCAACAGCUAUAAUAAUACUAAAAAGCAAGGCGGGAUAAUGGCCCCCCUAUCCCACAUCCUUGAAGGCAUGGAAGUAAGUUUCUAGCAGGUUAAUGCAUAUAUGUUUGAAACAAGGUGGUUGAUGUUUAUGGUAAUCUUGUCUUUACAUGGCCUAGUGAUUUUCAUAUUCUUUUUGUUCCAUUCUGCUUAUUGAUGAAAUCAAUGUGAUGCCACUCAGUCAUGGCUAAUGUUUUUGCAGAUUUCACUCUUACAUUGAGGAUAGCUGAUCAAUCACGUACAUCUGGUAUCUCCGUGACUUUCUUUGCCAACAACACUGCACUACUGCCGUCUGUUAGGUCAAGCGGCGAUAUCAUCAGUCUCCAUAAUGUUGUGAUAAAAGUGCUUCAUGGUGAAUUCUUUGUAACUAUUGAGAAAAGGUUUUCUUCGUUUGCACUAUUUGGAGGGAUGGUAUCUACAGAGUUCAGGCCUUACCAGAUUUCUAUGAAACAUCAAGGAACCAAACAUGACAAUCAAAUUUUAACCCAGAUGAGAAUGUGGCUUGUGUAUCAUCCUCCAGGUCUGAAAGAUCUUGAAUUGCAGCUACGGAAUAUAAAGUCUGAUUCUACUUUUGAUCUUGUAUGCAAGGUACUUCAUGUCUGUGAAGCUCCCAGUGGCGAAUGGAUUUUUUAUGUUUGGGAUGGAACUGAUACUCCUGCAACUGAGCUUCAGACACUUUUGGACACGGAAGCAGUUACACCAACCCCUCUGCAUCCUGAAGAAGCGCCGCUACCCAGGGAGGUUCUAUGCACACUGCCUUGUGUUGGAACUGUCCUGAGGGUAUUCUCAAACAGAUUUUCCAAGGAAAUACUACACUUGCAAAAGGAUAUUUACUGGGCCCGGUUCUGCAAUAUUACUUGCAAACAGGAGUUUGGCAUGUGGAAAGGCUCUUUGCUGCCUUCUAGUAGAAUCCGUCUUUUAUCUAAUGAAGAUGGCGGUGUCAUUGAACGUUUGAAGGCGUACGAUGGUCGUUUUGCCACCCAAGUUCAUCGAGAGCCAAUGGCUAGCCUCCACAUGGCCUCUGAUAUUACUGAUGUGGAGUUCAAGAGAGCAGGUUACACGACAUUAAUGGAGUCGCUCACCCAUGGACAGGUGACGCACAAAUUCAAAACCCUGGUCCGUGUGGUGGCGGCAUACCCUUGUCAAGGCAAAGAGCUGGAUUCACUAUUGACGGGUGAUUAUUGCCUUCGGCUGACUCUUGAGGAUCCUACGGCGAGAAUCCAUGCAUACGUCCACAAGAACGAUGCGGUGAGCUUUUUCGGCGGUUUCCUCACGCUGGCGGCGCUGACCAGAAAGAUGAACAGGCUGCUGGGCGUCCCGGAGCCAGAAGACGAUGCCGAGGAAGGCAUAGUCGGGGGCGGGGGCAGGAACCCUCCCUGGGUAUGGUGCUGCCUGAAGUCGUACCGCCUGGACAAGUACGACCCCUGGGGCAGCCGACGGUAUCGGGUCUUCGGCACGGAGAUCAGGGACUGAGAUAGGCGGAAGGCGAUCGACGGAUCCGCGACCUGGCGAACCACCUCGGGGACGGCACUGUGUACGGACAGAGUGGUCUGCCUGAGUUGGCACUACCAGUCAUCCCGUUGCUGCUGUUUGUUCCUUAGACUGGAGGAGCCACUCUGUUGCUGUUACUGGAUUGGUGCAGUUUUCGUGCAGUCGAUGGCAUGAUGGCACUAGUCAGUGGUCACUAGUGUGAGUCCUGUAUGACUUGUGCUCCUCCCAAAGUCGCGAAGUCGACGGCGCUAGCUUAGUUGGUGUGUGUCGUGGGGAAGAAACGUGAGGAGUUUCCCGCCGGAGGCGUUGGGUUCGCCGCACGGCACGGCGUUUGACGGCCAAGUCGUGGUGUUGACGGUCCGGUCACUUGCUUUCUUAGCGUGCAGGCAAAGGAAAUCAAAGCUAGUCGAUAGUCCUGAGUUUCACACCAUCGGUGUGGUUGAGUUUUAUGUCAUGCUGCUGGAUACUUGCUCGACUUUGCGUGCACUGACUGGAUCACCCUGUGUUCAACUAAUUCCUCUGUUAGGAGAAUUGCCAACUUCCACUAAAUUGUACCCCCUCUUUAAAAUUAACCGAAAAUUUCGAUAUGUUCCAGGUCAAAAUUGUACUCUUUAAAA
Triticum urartu is the source of this 3083-nucleotide messenger RNA. Lineage: Eukaryota; Viridiplantae; Streptophyta; Magnoliopsida; Poales; Poaceae. The record is from RefSeq and is a predicted model, not a curated record.